Messenger RNA from Somion occarium, 1549 nucleotides. NCBI's taxonomy places the organism in Eukaryota, Fungi, Basidiomycota, Agaricomycetes, Polyporales, Cerrenaceae. The record is from the annotation of a GenBank genome assembly.
AAUCUGAUACUGCAUUUUUACUCCGCAGAACACAAGCAGACAAAGUGCGGGGAGAAGAUGAAAGAUCUCUUUGUCGACGCUAAUUUUCCCAGAACCUUAGAUGAGCGAGUUUAUCACUUAGGAGUCAAGGCUGGCGAAGUGGCCAAUCGUAUUGUGACUGUUGGAGCCGUUUCAAGGGCGCAACAUAUUGCUAAAUUUCUAGACGAGAAACCAAAACCAUUUGUGCUCAGUACGGAACGUGGGUUCUUGACCAUCACCGGCCGCUACAAUGGAAUCCCGGUAUCCAUAGUCAGUAUUGGCAUGGGCAGUCCCAACGUUGACUUCUUCGUCCGUGAAGUAAGAGAGUGUCUUAGCGGUGACCUCGUCGUGGUGAGACUAGGUUCGUGUGGUGCCCUCAUAAAUGUGAAGGUUGGCACCGUGGUUGUGCCGAGUGGGAGUAUAGCUGUCAACAGAAAUUACGACUACGACUUCGUAAACGGUAGCCUUCCAAAUGAACAGCCAUACCGAUUCAGUAGACGGGUCAACGUGGACGCUGAACUGCAAUCAGCGGUCAGGAGUGCUCUCGAGAAAACGCAGCCGCCCACGAUUCAGACAGACAUCCUAGCUAACACGUUGAAUGCCUCCACUGAUAGCUUCUACUCUUCUCAAGGCCGGAUUACGUCUUUCCCCGAUCGCAAUGAGAACAUCAUAGAAGAGCUGAAGACUUCUUAUCCCGACCUGGCAACGUUCGAGAUGGAAACCUACCAUUUACUCCAUCUAGCAGUUAGCUGGCCCACACACAUGGCUCGCCCGAUCUCGAAGUCACCUCCACCAAUAAGCAGUCGACCAGCCUCCUUGUCAAUUUCCGAGCCAGAACUCCCAUCGCAUCAAGCUCAUCAGCAUGCUCCCAGUGACGUCGCUCAGACUGCAACUGACGGGCAUGUUCUCGUUCCUCAGCCGGUCAUGCGUGCUGCUGCGGCUCAGAUGGUGUUCGCUGCGCGAGGCUCAAGGGACUUCAUUACACCGGAGCACGUAGAAGCGCUGGAAGAUUGGUGUGCGCGUGCAAUGCUCGAGGCGUUGACAUCAUUUAAGAUCGAUUUAGAGCGAUUGCAGCCGGAAAUUGGUAGCGUUUGGGAGUUGAAAGUUUGAAUAGAGUAUCAGAAUAGAUAGACAACUCAAUGUCCCAUACCUCCCAGGCGGAGAGUAGAACCCGGCUGCGAAGCCGGUUCAGGUUUACAAUAGUCGCCCGUACUAACAAUAUGCACUAGCAGAGUCAACUCCUUAUUGGGUAAGAUACAUAUCUGGAACAGGCACCUGAACCGAGUAACUGCGUCCACCACUGAGCAAAACGAAGUGAAAUGCUGACAGCAGUGUCACGCUUUCAAGCCAUGUCAGCCAGACCACCUUCCGGAAUGUGGAGCUAUGUGGUCGCGUGAGGGACAAUGUCUCAAGGGCAUCCUCGCAGUUCAAAAAAGUGUCAUUCUGUUCGAGAAAUUUGGAACUAUUGUUAGAGAAACUCAUGUGUACGAAUAACGUCUCUGAAUGGUAUGCUACGCAACUAGGCACCUUU